Molecule: messenger RNA, 1638 nt
Organism: Colletotrichum gloeosporioides
Lineage: Eukaryota; Fungi; Ascomycota; Sordariomycetes; Glomerellales; Glomerellaceae
Product: NADPH oxidase 1
Exons: 2
Coding region: 1-1638 (545 amino acids)
Cellular component (GO): plasma membrane
Molecular function (GO): oxidoreductase activity
Source: RefSeq, a predicted model, not a curated record
AUGGAAACACCCGUAAUUCAAGAUCAGUAUUUGGCAGCGAGGGCCUACUUUCUCUGUGUCAUUGGGAUGCUUUUCCUCGAGAGCAUCGUCCGACUUCCUGCGCGGUUUCGCAGCUUGGCACAUCGCGGCCGCCCGUUCAUCAAAGCAUCAUCAUCGGGCCACACACGCGUGGCCGUAGCCCUGCACAAGCUAUUGACUCUGCCAUCGCCCAUCCCCAUCCUCACGAACCACCAUGCCGCCAACUUCCUAAGGUUCGCGGCCCUCCUUGCUCUCAACAUCUUGUUCGGAGUAAACGACAACGAAUUCACUACCGACUUCAAACUCUACGGGUGGCUCACAAUCGCCAACGGCGGCCUCGCCCUCCUCCUCGCCGCACGCACAAACCUCUUCUCCAUCAUCGCCCAGAUCCCAUCCCCGGUUCUUCUCGUUUACCACCGCUGGAUCGGCGUCGCUACCAUGGUCCACGCAACCAUCCACUUCGCCCUGAACACCCAGCACUACAUCGCCACCGACCAACUCGCUGACUCAUUCUACAACCUGCGCAUCCAAGUCGGCGCCAUGGCAUGGGCAUCCCUCGUCCUUAUCUCCCUCACCUCGGUCCCCAUUAUCCGCCGCCGAUUCUUCGAGGUCUUUUACUACUCUCACGCCCUCUUCUUCCUCUUCGUUGUCGGCGCCCUCAUCCACGCCACCAAGGGUCCUGAGUUCCUGCUGCCUGGCCUUUUGCUCUGGGGUUGCGACCGUUUCCUGCGCUUCUACUACAACUUUCGUCCCAUCAACACGACCGCUGUGCAGCACCACUACGGAGACGUCCUCAAGAUCAAGUUCGAAGGGAUGAAGCCGCGGCAUCCGGGGCAAAUUACCUGGGUGCAGAUCCCGAGCGUGUCGUUCCUGAACUGGCACCCCUUCACCAUCGCGUCUGCGCCCGGCGAUGAGGGCGCGUCUCUGGCGAUUAGAGGGCUGGGCGGGUACACGAGGAAAGUCCAGGGUAUCGUCCCGGGUGAUGGAAAGACGAGCAGUGAGUACGUGACCCCGUGUCAAGGUAUGCAAAAAAAGACUGGAAAGCUGCGAAUGCGUCUGGAUGGACCAUACGGCGUCGGCCGCGUUUUCUGGGGCGAGCAGCCGCUGACAGUCCUCGUCGCCGGUGGUAUUGGCAUCACUCCCGGCAUCAGCAUUGCAACGCAUCUCAUUCAGCGAGCCGCGUCCGCCGAUGCCUGUGCUCUGCAAGGGAAGUCAUGGCAUAUUCACAUGCUGUGGGUCGUUAAAGACGUCGAGAGCAUCGAGUGGUUGGGCGACGAGUUGAGAAGUCUUGCUGCGCUGGCAGCCGAUCCUGGUGUACCUGCGACUUUGAAUAUUUCGAUCUAUGUCACGGGCAGAGGAGCUGUACGGGCGGAUGAUGGAGAGGACGCAUACGCAAUGGUUGGUCGAGCCAGUCAACAUGACGUUCCAGGAGAGUUGGGGCAGGGCCGUCCAAACGUGUUGGGAUGGUUGGAAGGAGUGAGGAGAAUGCACCCUUGUCUGGACGCAGCCGUCAACGUUUGUGGUCCCAUCCAGCUUAUUCGGGACGUCAGGAUAGCAGCGUCCAAGGUCAGUUCUACGAAGAGCAUAUUCUACGUCGAGGAGGAAGUUUUUGAGUUUUAG